Ilyonectria robusta is the source of this 2952-nucleotide messenger RNA. RefSeq lists its product as uncharacterized. The transcript has 10 exons. The record is from RefSeq and is a predicted model, not a curated record. The coding region runs from base 147 to 2846 and encodes 899 amino acids. NCBI's taxonomy places the organism in Eukaryota, Fungi, Ascomycota, Sordariomycetes, Hypocreales, Nectriaceae.
AGUUUUCGUUACCUACAUAUUUGUCGGUCGUCUCAAGGAGCACGCCUCUGCCCGGAAACAUUACCCCCUUUUAUCCUCCUCCUACCUCGCGUCCUAGACAUAUGCAUACACAACUUCUUCUGCCUUCGGAAUCACGUACUUAAAUCAUGGCUCACUUGCACGGGGGCUUCUUUGACCCCAACGCUCCUGGCAAUUACCCGCCCCAGAACCGGCCCCCGGCGCCUUCGCACCAAGCCCACGGUGGUUCUUACACGCCCGGGAGUUCAGUCGUGUCCUAUCAAAACCAGCCCUUCUACGGUCACCAGGCACAGCCUGUGUCACCUAUCCAAAGCCCUCAAUCGACCCAUUCUACCUCGUACGGAUCUCCUCCACCCCAAGAACAGUACCCCCUCUCCCAUAUCCAAACACAGCCAAGCAUGAGUCAAUACCAGCAGCAAACAAUGGACUACAAUGGACAGCAGGGUGCCUAUCAGCAGGGUGUCUAUCACCAGGGGACGGGCUAUAGUCGGCAGGAUGGAACAAUGCAACCGGCGGCUCCUGCUCCUCUCGUGCCCAACAAGCUGACUCCCAUCGACGAAACAAAUAAGGAAGAAAAGGAGUUUCCCGUCAGCCUCAAAGGCAGCCACCACUUCUCCGAGCCUCGAACGGUGUGGCGAUGGCGUAACCCAAGAAUGUACCAAAAGCCUGGAUACGUCUUCAACGACUCAGAGCGCCAGUUCCGACACCGUGACUAUGCUGGCCGAGUUGCUAUCAAGCCCCGAUCGGAUCGCUAUCUGCACCACAAUGAUGGCUACCUGCGCAACCUCUAUGUGGCUUGCACGGACGAUAUCUAUACAGGGCCAGGGACUUCUACUUGGAAGAGAACCUUUGUGCGCAAGGUUGCUCCAUUGAAAGUCCGCAUCGCCACUUGGGUGAUUGACUUCAGCUACGACCCCGAGAGCUGGGAGGACUGGGGUAUCAUGAUCCUUCGAGCUCUGCCUGCAGCCUUAGCCAUGACUCUUGUUUUUUGGGACAGCAAGUCAAGAGUCUUCAAGCGGCACUUGUACUAUGCCCCAGUGCUGUACACCUACCAUGGCAAUGCCAAGGUGUGGAGCAACAUGCUCGAGAAUCGCAAGGGCCUGUCUCUCAUGGCUCGCAACAACCAGGUCUAUCGACUGUUGCGGCCUCGCUACCUGUGCUUCCUUCGCGAGCCAUUCAACGAUGAGAAUUGCGGAGUUGAAGUCGAAAACGUCGAACACUGGGAGAGGCGCCAGGGGCAAGAUCCCAGCUUGAACUACCUCUUCGUCGCAUACUCCACAGAGCAUUUUUCGCACUCUUCUGAGGCAGACAUGGUUGCUCUUCAUCAAAUCGCCGAGACAGCUUGUCGCGUUGCCAAGUUGCCCGCAUACUGGAUUUCCUGCAGCUGUAUGCGGGAUACUGCCGAGCUGGAGGCGGAUAUCUAUCGCAUUUCCGAUGUCCUUCGCGGUGCACACAGCAUGAUCAUCGCCGUUGGAAGGGGAAAGGCCGCUGAAUCCUCCUCGGGCAAAGUCACCACUGAAGCACUGCUUCAGGAAUGGGGCAGUCGAAUGUGGACAUUCCCCGAGGUCCUCCUCAGCCCAGGGCGUAGCAUUCAGGUCUACACCCGCGAUGGUAAUCUUCAAGCGCCACUCACCAUCGCCAAAAACCAAUUUGCGUCCCAAGUCUGGACGUAUAUGGAUGCUGAUGUCGCGAGACACUUGAUCGACCACUACCUGGGCAGCAUUUCUCUGAGCCGGCUGGAACUUGCAGUUCUGGCUCUGAGAUGUCUGUAUAGCCGGCACACUACUGAGUACUUCUCAGGUGACCAGGCGUAUGCUCUCAUGGGACUCUUGCGGAUGCGGCCGCAGAUUGACUCGACCGACACUGCCUUCCAGGCGUUUUCGCGAUUGUCCUUGGCCAAUGACUCAGACAAGCUCCUGGAGAGAUACAUUUGCACCCUCCCUCUCAAUCGCAGUCAGCCAUGGUAUGACAUGGACGACACCUACCAGUCAACCCUCUGGGAUAUCACACCCCACUGCGAGGUCGCUGGCAUUGCAGACGAUGAUACUGUCAUCAUCGAUGGCGCCUGGGGAAUCUCCGUUCGAUGGAAGACAUUCUACUCAGUCUAUUGGUCCACUGGACCGUCGUGGAAGCGAUUCGCUUCCGAGAUGAUGAUGGAGUGGAACGGCGCUUUUUUCAUCAUGGCCAUUACUUUCUUCUCCCUUGGAGCCCAAGCUGGUCCGGCUGGCUCAGGAUUGAUUAUCGCAGGAGUCAUCUUCUUGUUACUCUUCCUAUAUGUUUGGGUCAUGACGCCAAAACUGGUCAGGAUCAUCUACGGAGGAAAGUUCAGCGAGACUCAGGCCGAGAUGUUCGGCUUCGAAGGGCAUCUGAACGCCGCCACCAUUGAGCGGGCUAUUUUUGGCGGCAACUUUGGUCGAUUCUCGUGGAGUCCCAACGCAAGCCCCUUGUGUCGCUCGGUUAUAAAUGAGCACGGAGAACGUGUGGGCUUUGAUCCAUACAAGGACCCGGAGAUUCGCAUGAAAGUCGAGGCGGCCAAACAAGCUCGGCCCGGUGACAUGAGGAUUUUUACAUUGGUGGAUACAUACAACAUGCAGUUGAUACUGUUCGAGGCCGUCAGGCCACCAGUGACUCUCAUGUUCUGUGCCUCUGAAGGAGGUAUGCAACGUGCGAUCGGCUGCUCGUAUGAGUGGGAGUCGCAGACCAUGUACCGCGAGACGGUUCUCAGAAUGCCUACGACCUCCCUCAACCGCAUGGAUCGAGUUCCUCGGUUCCGUAUGGGGAUCCAGCGUCGUGACUAUGCAUCUGCGCCGCAGGCUGGUCCGGUUUGAAGCGGAGCGAUGGCGUGGUGGAUUUGAGUGUGGCGGCUGGAAUCGUGGCUUGUAAUCCUGAUGACUGUGCAUGAGUUUCCACAGAUGUAAUCGAUAGUUCUUUAUU